Molecule: messenger RNA, 684 nt
Organism: Magnolia sinica
Lineage: Eukaryota; Viridiplantae; Streptophyta; Magnoliopsida; Magnoliales; Magnoliaceae
Exons: 4
Coding region: 138-416 (92 amino acids)
Biological process (GO): translation
Cellular component (GO): mitochondrial large ribosomal subunit
Molecular function (GO): structural constituent of ribosome
Source: RefSeq, a predicted model, not a curated record
CUAUCAUUUGAAAAAAAAAAACACAAAACAAAACAAUCCCUCACUCGUUAAUAAAGAGACGAAGCCGCUAUCUCAGCCGAAAGAAGGGCUGUUCUGUCUUCCAUUUAAGGAGUUGAAAUCUCAGAAGAGGAGGGAAAAUGCCGUUGGGAUUGAUACUAGGGUUAGGAAGGUCAAUGAGAAGGAAGAGGACCUCGUCGCUCCUAAUCCUCUCUUCGAAAAGAGGCCCUCGAGAUUACUACAAGGGCAAGAACUGCAAACCCACCGGUUUCCAUACCCGCAAAGGUGGGUACGUCUUGGUGAAUGAAAAAUUGCCGAACUACGUUGUACCUGAUUUGACUGACUUCAAGCUGAAGCCGUAUGUAUCACAAUGCGCCAGAGAAGCAACCACGACUGAGGCGGCCGAUCCUGCCAAAUAGGUUGCUGAAUCAAAGGAUUGGUUGUACUCUGUGCCCUUUUUCGGGAUGGGUAACAAAAUAUUCAUUGGAAGGGAAAUGAAGGUAGGAAGGAUAUGGAUUCCCAUUCCCCCUUUCUGCCAUUUUUUUUUUCCGGUUGUUUCUUCAUAGGCAUCCAAGUGAAGUACAACAUUUGAUAGGAAAACAAAAAUAGCAUUAGCUUUAAUGACUUGAUGGGCUUCCCUGCUGGUUUUUUUUUCUUUGAGAAGUCUGGAAAGCACUAUCAUUUUCA